Oryza brachyantha (malo sina) is the source of this 538-nucleotide messenger RNA. RefSeq lists its product as uncharacterized. The record is from RefSeq and is a predicted model, not a curated record. The transcript has 3 exons. NCBI's taxonomy places the organism in Eukaryota, Viridiplantae, Streptophyta, Magnoliopsida, Poales, Poaceae. Bases 83 to 325 code for a protein of 80 amino acids.
AAUCUCGUCUCCUCCCCUCCCCACGCCGCCCCCCUCGAGAAGAGAGAGAAAAAAGCGAAGCGCGGGCGGCGGCAGACACAAGAUGCCGGCGACGCCGACGAUCAUCGGCGCCCUCCUGGGGCUCGGCACCCAGAUGUACUCCAACGCCCUCCGCAAGCUCCCCUACAUGCGCCAUCCCUGGGAGCAUGUGUUGGGGAUGGGCCUAGGCGCAGUGUUCGUGAACCAGCUGGUGAAGUGGGACGAGAAGCUCAAGGAGGACCUGGACAAGAUGCUUGAGCGUGCGAAGCAAGCCAACGAGCGGCGUUACUUUGAUGAUGAUGAUUAGCUAUUCAAAUUUGUUUGCCAGCAACCAGUCUUUUUUUUUUCAGUUUGCUAUGGGCUGUACUCUGUACACAUGGUUUGGACCAUCCACUUGUAGUUCUUAUCCACCGGCCACACCUGGCUCCACAUUUCAACUGUGGUGCUGUAAUAAACUGUUAUUUUCACAAAGGAUGUGAUAUUUUGCUUGUAUGAGAAACCAAUUAUCGUACUUGGAUCU